AUGGAGAAGUGCCGCUCAAAAAACAGCAAUCUAUCCGCUUUAGCGCCGCAACAAAAAUCAGAAGAAGCGAGUUCUAAUGGAGCAAAUGACGCUAAUAUGAAUGAUAGGGCCGAGAAAUGUUCGAUUUGUUUGGGAGCUCCUAUGUUCGAUGAAGCAAGUUUGGAUGGCUGUUCACAUAAGUGUAUAACGGAAUGGAUCAAAUUGCGGUCACUUUGUCCAAUGUGUAAACAUCCAGUAUCAAAAGUUAUCCAUUAUAUUAAAAAAGGUGACAACGAUACUGAGACCAGAGAAGAAGUAACAGUGGAAGCGAUUCAGCAACAAGCAAUAAGAGAAAGAAUUGAAGCUGAUUCUGCACGUCCGCUCAUAAGAGAACGCGCUGAAUUAGUACGUCGCAUACGUCAUCUUCAAAGACUUGUUCGUUUACAUGACCAUGUGUUCAAUGAAAGACAAAGAUCAGAAAUGCCGGAAAGUAACAGCCGUCGUCAUGAAUAUGUUGAUCGGAUUAAUCGCUAUCAGUUACUUUUGGAUAAUUGGGAGCGACCAAGAGGUGAAAUAAUAUCCGAUCCAUCAUUUCGAAUCUUGGUUUAUGAGCUUCGGUUACAGCGCGUACCAGUAGUUAAUACUACUAAUACAGGAAUUCAUCGGAAUAGUAUUUCACCACAGUAUUUUCGAAGUAAUGAAAGAAAUGAACGAAUACGUAUUUCCGAAUUCGUUCGACGUGAGCUUAAUGCUAUUUUGCCAAGUAUAAAUAAUUUGGAAUAUAUUGCUGAACUUGUAUACGAUUUAGCCAAGGUCCAUCAAAUCAUGUCACCGCAAUUCACUUCUUGCCUUCGCGAGCACUGUCCAAUUUUAGCCAAUUUUGUUGAUCAUUUUGUAGAACUACUAUAUGAAUUUGCUGUCAGUGGUCAGGAGAUAAGUCUCUUCGAUCAAAAUAGCGAAUAUAUCAGUAGAAUAGAACAUAGGCGACGAUUGACAAACGUGAAUUUGGUGCUCUUUGGAGGUAAUGCCAAUGAUGAUGAUAUUCAGGUUGAAUUGGAAAAUCUAUACUCACCUAAUAGAAAUCAAGUUUCUGGAGAGAUACUAACACGCGAGCAUGCUGAAAUAAUGUCGCCAUCACAUUUGAAUUUUAUGUCUGCUUAUACUGAUGCGUUAGUAAGUCUGCGACGCUUGCUUCACGUUCUUGAAAGAAAUGAUGUAAUGCUUUCUCCAAAUGAAGAAACAGCUGUGGCCGACACAAUCGAAGCUAUUAUUCAGGCUUAUGCGCAAUAUCGUCGUCGAAUGCGAAAUAGGCGAGGAAAUUCAAAUCAACGAGGGGCAGGACAGAAUAGCGAUCACAAUGGAGAAAUUGUUUUAAGUGAUGGCGGUGAUGAUGACGAACAGAGUCUUUCAAAUACUGCUAGUAGAAGAAAUUCUGCAUCAGUUUCUCGUAAUCGACGGCGAUUUGAGCGUUUGCGUCGACGUCGCAGAAGUCAACGAUUAAUGGGUUUGCAGCUUCGCCAAGGGAUAUUACGUUCUGAUCUCGAUACUUUACGUCAUGGUUAUCUGGAUAGAAUGUUACUAGAUAUUGAUCGAAAUAGAAAUAGAGGUUUAUUCUUGGCAUAUCCUAAUAUCUCAUUGAUAGGAGUUCCAGAUGAGGUAAUGGCACCACUCAAUAGUAAUGCAGUGAUCGAUUUGGAGGGAUCGUCCACUUUGAGUGAUGACGACGUUAUGGUUAUAAAUGAAUCAUUUGAAGAACUAGACAGCCAUGACAGGAGUGUCAAUAAUGAUGACAUUGUUAUUGAUGAUGAUACUCAGGAACUGGAUAUCAUAAUUGAUGGUGAUAACAGUCGGGACGCUGUUAAUGUUAGCAUUGUUCUAGAUGAUGAUAUUUGA
Molecule: messenger RNA, 1872 nt
Organism: Acanthocheilonema viteae
Lineage: Eukaryota; Metazoa; Nematoda; Chromadorea; Rhabditida; Onchocercidae
Source: the annotation of a GenBank genome assembly